This is a messenger RNA of Penicillium cataractarum, 1395 nucleotides long. RefSeq names its product class I SAM-dependent methyltransferase. The transcript is spliced from 6 exons. The record is from RefSeq and is a predicted model, not a curated record. Lineage: Eukaryota; Fungi; Ascomycota; Eurotiomycetes; Eurotiales; Aspergillaceae. The coding region runs from base 1 to 1395 and encodes 464 amino acids.
AUGCCGACAAUGCAUCGCCCCGACUUUGAGGCUUUCCGCAAGGAGUCAGAGGCCGACCCUGACAGAGGCACCAAAUACCGCACACUGCCAUUGCUGUUGAACGCGCGAGGCCGCCACCCACCAUCUCAUUUUGCUGCCGCUGAUAUCGAUGCCAUGCACUUGGGCCUGGUCACUAAGGCAAUCGUGCCUAUUUUUCUAAACCAGUACAUCAUGGUCUUGAAUGGCAUAACUGAGAACUUGUUGGAAUAUGGCAAGCUUGUGGGCUGGGAUGAGCAUCCUGACGCAUUUGACUGGAUGACCAAACAAAAAAAAUUCCUUCCAGGGGAGGGCUUGUUGAUCCUGGAGGUCCAGGAGAGACUUUUGACUGCUCUCCUCAAAUGCUGCUUGCAGCUUCUCCGGGAGAAACCACCACUCAAGCCUGAAAGCGAGAUUACUGGAUUUGAGUCUCUAGGAAUCAUGGCGGCAGAGGCUCCCUAUCGUGUGCCAGCGGAACUUGACCUUCGACUUAUUGAGUCACUACUCGCCGCGAGGGCAUCUGCUGCGGAAGAUCAUCUUUGGGCUUUGCGAGAGGAUCCUGAUUACUUUUCCAGGGCUGUCCUCGAUGCCCAGGACCAUCGGCAGGAAAUGCUGAAGGAUACUAGGGGCAUGAGUCACCCGCUAUUCAAUCGCGGCGAGCGAGAUGUUCUUUGGGCGCGCGUAAUCGGGUCUGUGGUCUUGGACGCAUACAUCGGGCUUGAGAUCUUCACGGAACUCAGCAGCCAAGCCAAAAAGCUGGCGUCAAUGCAGAAGAAAUAUUCUUGGGUACCCCCGAAUUGUUUUCUCGAAGUUGAUGACGUGCUGGAAGACUGGGCGUGGCGUGAGAAAUUCGAUUUGAUCCAUAUACGUACAAUGACAGGGGCUUUCAGUGAAGCUGAAUGGGAAUCUCUCUACAAGACAUGCUACGACAACCUACGCCCAGGUGGAUGGAUCAAACAACUAGAAUACCAUCCUCUCGCUGAGACUGGCAACGAAAGCUUGGCAUCCGACAACAUCAUCAAGGAAUGGGGCCUGAAUAUCCUGGAUUGUGCUAAAAGGGCAGGUCGAACCUUCUACAUCAUCGACACUAUGGUACCACGUGUCCACCAUGUCGGAUUCGUGAACAUUCAUCAGAAGAAUUAUAAGAUACCGGUUGGACCAUGGGCCAGGGAACGACAGUUCAAGGACGCAGGUAUGGUGAGCCUUCAGCGCUGGAUGGGUGGAAUGGCAGGAUGGAGUAUGCGGUUGUUUACUAAAUUUGGAGCCCCGUAUCCAUGGAGCAAGGAGGAAGUCCAAGUUUAUGUGGCCAAGUCAUCAUAUAUGGCACCGGGGACGGAGGAUAUGGGCACAGAAGCCAACUGUUUAGGUGUAAGGGAAUGA